CACGAAUCCAAUCCACCGCUAUUCGGCACGUCAAGUCGACAAAUCACGCAUUGGAUGCGUGUUUGUUGCAGUUGUUGCAUGUUUGAUUUAGUGAAAUAAAUUUUAGUUCGUGUAGUGUAUCCUUUAAUGUUUAGAAUCUACUAAAUUUAAUUUGUGUUUAAGUUAUCUUACGUUUGUUUUUCUGUUACAAAAAGCCGGUAAAACAAAAUGAGUGCUUUGAAGAAUGCUGUGUCUUUAGCCGUGAACCAGGGGAAGGUCGGAUUAAGAAGCAAUGGAAAAUUUGCAUCCUUCCGUCCCUUACUGUCGUGCGCCCCCGUGGCUAUGGUGGGGCUGGACCGUGGCGCUCACACCCAAGACCUCACCAAGAACAUACAGUACAUCAGCAAUGAUAAGGUCAAGCUAAAAGCUGAUCCCACCUCCAUGAAGCUGGACAAGCGGAUAGACAGGCCAGUGUGCGUGAUGAUUAACUGGCUGCUGGCGCGUCAGAAGCACGUUAUGAAGUACGCGACGCUGUACCUGGAGCAGGGCUUCGACGUCGUGUCCGUGUCCUGCACGCCGUGGCAGCUCAUGUGGCCGCUCAAGGGAUCACAGUUAAUAGCAGAAGACCUGAUAAAGUUGAUGGCUGCCAACGAGAACGAUCACCCACUAGUUGUGCACGGGUUCUCCGUCGGCGGCUACAUGUGGGGCGAGCUCUGUGCCCAUGUCAUGAAGAAUAAGGAGGCGUACCAGCCAGUGAUGGACCGCGUGGUGGCACAGGUGUGGGACUCGGCAGCCGACAUCAGCGAGAUUACGAUUGGCGUGCCGGCUGCUGUCUUCCCCAAGAACCAGGUCAUGCAGAAGGCACUCCGAGCUUAUAUGGAGUACCACAUGAAGACCUUCCACGAAGCGGCCACCUCCCACUACAUCAGGUCCUCGCAGCUGUUCCACACGAAUCUGUGUCGUGCGCCGGCGCUGUUCCUGCUGUCUCGCAGCGACCCUGUAGGAGCUGAGCGGAGCAACCGCAGCGUGCAUGACAGCUGGGUCAAGAUGGGCAUUGAGUGCACCUGGAAGUGCUGGGACCGGUCGCCGCACGUGCAGCACUACACUAAGCACCCUAAGGAGUACGUCGCCGCGCUGUACGAACAUCUCAACAAGUACGGCCUGGUGUCCCAGCCAGAGAAGAUGAGGAUGAGGUUAUAAGGACCCGUAGGCAAUACUGUGAGCCUCUUUAAAUAGUUAUAGGAUCAAGUUAUGUUACGAACGCUGAUUGAAUAGCUUAAAUUUUUUUUAAAGUGUCCAUCUGAGGAGAUCGCCAGAAGUAGUAACUUGAAUUAAAGUGAGAGAGCCUGCCUAAAGCUGCCGUAUAGGUGAGAGAAAGAGCAGAUCGCGUUAUAUUAUGCAACGGUAUGCACGCCUAUAAGAAGUUAUCACUUCAAAAUAGUUUUUUUCUAGUUGACCCUUGGCAGGCGCUUUGGAAAUGAAAUGAAAUUCCGUAAGGUACUCUUUUAAUAAAAAUAGGGAUGAUCAAUGUACGCAACAGCAAAAUGAGGAUGUGACUUCAAUUUUUCAUUUCAUAAACUUAGGCGAUUUGAUCAGCAUUCGUUGUAAUCUGCUGUUGUUGGAGAAAGACGGUGCUCUACUGUGCGUAACGUUGUUUCACCUCCACAACAGCAAUUAAUAGUCCUAUUAAAGAGCUCACAGUAACAAGUAGUUCAGGGUUAAUCUAGAAAUUUUGCAGUGGUUUUUGCAGAUUAAAACACAAUAUCAUAAGUAUGCCUGAUUUGUAUCAAUUCAAUAAAACUUAUAGUGUACAAAAACCACUUGAAAUUUAAUUCGAAGUUUCGUUUAUAAGACUCUUCUUGUUGUAUUAGUUCAAAACUAUAUUUCUCUAUAUGUUUAAUUUUUAAAACAUUACAAACUAUAAUGUCUGCCUAUCAACAAAUCGACUUUAAGAUAUAUAUUUGUAAUCUUUCUCAAUUGGUAUUUAAAUCAUACUUAUGUAACUUAAAGAAAUUAUACACUUUAUUUUACCUAAGUGUACGCUCGACUAAUUCAAAACGACCCGAGUAUACACGAGAUAAUCACGUGACUUGAGCCGAACAAAACCGAAAGUAGCCGAGCGCGCACGAAGUAACAACUUAUUGUAUACAAACGUGUUAACGACCAAAUUAUCUUGAUUUAUUUGAUACAAAACAAAUGUUGAAAUUAAAUGGCAGUUUAUAAAUCGCAAGUAGCUGGGAAGGUGAAACGGUGCAAAUAGUUCCAAUUUAGUUAUUUUAAGGUCUAUGUAACUUGUAAUUAGGAAAAAAAUUGUAUGUAUGGUCUUAACGGUUCAAAUUUUGAACGUUUACAUAUUGUAUUUCAUAACUAUGAUCGUUUGUCUCACUCUUUCACUCGGUCAUGCGUAUGAGAGUAAAAGGGACGUCUUUAUUUUCAAAGUUCGUCUUGAUCUUACGAACUUAAACACUAAACGCUUGACUUCUGUUAAGCAUAUCUUUGGUUGUUUCUUCUGAUAACGAAACUCAUCAAAAUUACUGCAGUCUUUAAAUUAAAUAGUGUUGUGAUUUUGAACCUUAUGGCUUGAAGAAUACGAAUAAAAAUGUCACUUACUACAACAUAUCAUUACUAAAGAUUUUUGUGUGUAUUUUAAGAAACAGUUUCUUUUUUUUUAAUUAAUACACCCUCAAUUCGUCAAUAUAUCAUCAAAUUGCCUUAAAAUGUUGUGAAUCAGGUCCAAA
Molecule: messenger RNA, 2717 nt
Organism: Trichoplusia ni (cabbage looper)
Lineage: Eukaryota; Metazoa; Arthropoda; Insecta; Lepidoptera; Noctuidae
Exons: 8
Coding region: 208-1179 (323 amino acids)
Molecular function (GO): serine hydrolase activity
Source: RefSeq, a predicted model, not a curated record